Molecule: messenger RNA, 2253 nt
Organism: Dissoconium aciculare CBS 342.82
Lineage: Eukaryota; Fungi; Ascomycota; Dothideomycetes; Mycosphaerellales; Dissoconiaceae
Exons: 1
Coding region: 1-2253 (750 amino acids)
Source: RefSeq, a predicted model, not a curated record
AUGGCGACUAAUGGAGUCGCGACGAUUACGCUUCGUUGCAAGGUGCCACCGGGCCACAUCUCUGGCGAUAUAGACGAGUUCAAUUUGGGUUCAUUUGCGACUUCUGCAAAAAUCGGGGCCGUCCGUGAGAGGAUUCAGCAACAGUUGCCCGGAAAUCCUACGCCCGUCCAACAACGAAUACUCCACGGCGGCCGGGCUCUGGUUGACGACGAACAGUCGCUCGCGGAUGCAUUGAAUGUGAAACGAGACCCCACACAGGACACAUACGUUGUUCAUUUGCUUGUUCGCGGCAAUGGCGCGUCCACACCUGCACCUGCGUCGCAAAGAAUCCCUGUACCUGGAGUCGGCUCGGUAAACCCACGGCCAGGGCAGUCUCCGGCGCCACAGCAAAUCCACCCUGGGGAUGUUCGACAGGGAAACGCGCAUCAAUUGCCUCAACAGCAGCCUCAACAACCUUUUCUCAACCAACAUGUCGAUCCACUCAUUGCGCAUCAAAGACUUCAUGCACAAUUCGUACAGCAACAGCAUCAACAGAACCAACACGCAUUCUCGCCCUUCCCACACGGAUUCCCUGGUAUGCCUCCGCGGCAUAAUGGUGGACAAACGCCUCAUACGGUUCCUGCUCAGCCUGGGUCAGGAGAGCCACCUCGAAACCCGGGCGGUCUCACUCCACAACCUGACGCACACCCAAUUGCACACGAUACUCCGAGCUCUGCACGCCCUGAUACCAACUCCACACCUAACUCUAUCCCUCAACCACCCGUAAAUGCUCCGCAUCUCGCAGCAGGUCUUCCAAAUCCGAUGCAUCGUCCGAUCAGUGGCCAAGGGUUUCACGUGGAAGGUGUCGGUCAGGACGGCCAGCGGUUCAGUGUUCAUCAACAAACAUUUAGCAUUCCUGUUGGAGGCCCACAAUUUGGUGUUCCGGGUAUGCCGGGCCUGUCACCGUUUCCCGGCACCGCUCAACGCCCUGCAACAGUACCGUCUCUGGUGGCGAGCGCCGCUGUGGCUCAAGCCGCAGUCGCGACAGAUCGUGCUCGUCAAGCUAGUUCCGACGUGAACCAAUCACUUCAGACACUGCUCGCGAGAGAAGAUCUCAACGACGACCAGCGAACCCGAAUCCGUGAGAUUCUUGAUGGCGCCCAACGCGCGAGCGGUCAAGCAACACAAGCUCGAUCUGCUUUGACACAAGUGAUGAUGGCAUAUAAUGCACCACAGAUGCCCACAGUGGGACCCCUGCCGCCCUUUGGUCGCCCCCAGGAGACAACACCUCAACACAAUUCCCUUCCUACAAUUCGGACUCCAUCAGAACUGACUUGUUACCUACUAUCCGCUCCGGAUGGACCUCGUGCGAUCCUAUACUCGCCUCACCAUGGUACUUACCAUGGAAAUUAUAAUCAAGGUUUAUCCUCUGCCAGCCUCCUGAGCCAAUUUGCAUCACGAUCGCAGCAAGCAGAAGGCGCGGGCGUUCCUCCUGCGCCUGGAGCCGGACAAGCGGGCAACCUACCUAACCAAGGCAUUGAGAUCCAAUUGCCUGCGGAGUUGCAGCCGGCGGAACCUGCUGGACCCAUGCAGGCCAUUCUUGGCCACUUUUGGCUCCUGGCGCGAAUCAUGAUAUUUGCUUAUUUCCUGUUAGGCUCAAACAUGGGAUGGCGUCGACCAUUCGUUUUGACAGUGAUAGGCAUUGGCUUCUGGAUGAUCCGCAUGGGACUCUUUGGCGACGGUGGACUCCUUCGAAGAUGGUGGGACGAGAUCAUGCAAGGCCCGCGACCUGCUCAGGCACGCGCUGCAGAUGGUCAGGCUGAUGGGCAAGGAGCGCAAGACGGAGUCGGAGCAGCGCGCCCGGCUCGCAUGCCUACUCCCGAAGAACUUGCGCAGCGUCUCUUGAAUCAAGCGGCGCGCGGGAACGGUAACGCCGCCAUGAAUCCUCAAAUGCGCUGGCUACGAGAGCAGGUAAGGCCGGCCGAACGAGCUGCUGCACUGUUCGUCGGAAGUCUAUGGCCUGGAGUCGGCGAAGCAGCUGUACGAGCCAGAGAGCAAGAGGAGCGUAGACUUGCAGAAGAGGAGAUCGCAGCGCGUAGGCGAGAGGAGGAAGAGCGACAGCGCGAGAAUGAAGCGCGUGAUGUCAAAGAAAGCGAAGGUUCCAAGACUGAAGAGAAAGCGACGCUUGAACAAAACAAUGCAGCGUCCAGCGCUGCUGUUGACCAGAGCUCCCAGGAUGCCGGCACUGUCAGCGCCGCCACCACCGAAUCAUAA